AUGGAAAUCAUUUCUCAUCUACUUGCAAUUGCAGGGGUUUUAGUAUUGGUGCUAUUGUACAAUCUAAGGAGGGUAACUGUUAGUCAUGAUACUAAGGGUAGGUUAGCCCCAGAACCAUCGGGUGCCUUGCCGAUUAUUGGCCACCUUCAUCAACUUCGUUCCAGAAACACAAUCGUCAGAACCUUGGCUGCCAUGGCUGAUAAGCAUGGUCCCAUCUUCAUGCUCCGGUUUGGCAUGAAACGUACACUUGUGAUUAGUAGCCAUGAGGCAGUCAAGGAGUGCUUCACCACAAAUGACAGGGUUUUCGCUACCCGCCCUAUGUCUGUCCGGGGAAAGUACCUUGGUUACAACUAUGCAGGAUUUGGGUUCUGCCCUUAUGGACCGUAUUGGAGUAAGAUACGAAAGCUAGCAGUUUCUGAACUCCUCUCUAGCCGCCGGCUUGAGACACUAAAAAAUAUGCAAGUCUCUGAGGUGGAUACUUUUGUUAAAGAUUUGUACUCUGUUUGCAGGAGCAACGAACACAACCCAGUUAGGGUGGUGAUUAGUGAAUGGAUUGAGAGCCUAACCCUGAAAAUAAUAAGCAAAAUUAUAGCGAGGAAGAGAUAUUUUGGUUAUGCCAAUGGCCGUGGAAGUGAUGGAGAGGCAGCACGAAUAGGGAAAAUUAUAAGCGAAUUCAUGUAUUUAGCUGGGGCUCCUGGCAUGUUUGAUCAAAUUCCAUUUCUUCGAUGGUUUGAUUUGCAGGGCCAAGUGAAAUCUAUGAAGCGUGUUGCAGGGGAAUUUGACUCUCUAAUAGGAAGUUGGGUUGAAGAGCAUACUGCGAGGAGGUUAAACCACGAGCCAGACUUCAUCGAUGUCAUGAUAUCACAAAUUGAGGAGGAUUCCAUGUUCGGUCAUACUCGAGAAACCAUUAUCAAGGCUACUGCAAUGAUUCUCAUCUUGGGUGGUUCUGAGACCAUAUAUCUUAACCUGACAUGGCUCAUAUCCUUAUUAUUAAACAAUAAACAUGCUUUGAAACGUGUCCAAGAAGAACUAGAUCUCAAAGUUGGAAGGGAUAGAUGGGUGGAAGAUUACGAUAUUAAAGAUCUGGUUUACCUCCAAGCCGUAGUCAAAGAAUCCUUGCGCUUAUACCCACCAGCCCCUUUAUUACUUCCACACGAGGCAAUGGAAGAUUGUCAAGUUUGUGGCUAUUACAUUCCAAAGGGAACUCGUUUGUUUGUGAAUAUAUGGAAGUUGCAUCGAGACCCAAGGGUUUGGAAGGAGCCUGAUGAAUUUUUGCCCGAGAGGUUUCUCUCAAGCCAUGCAAGUAUGGAAGCUUCAAGGCAACAUUUUGAAUUCAUACCAUUUGGGUCUGGAAGAAGAUCUUGCCCUGGAGAUAUGUUUGCCUUGCAAGUAUCGCAAUUGACACUAGCUCGUUUGCUUCAGGGAUUUGAGUUAACAACGCCAUUGAACAAGCCAGUGGACAUGACUGAGGGGUCAGGCGUCAUCUUGGCCAAGUCAACUGCCCUAGAAGUUGUCCUCACUCCGCGCCUUUCUUCCAAACUCUAUGAAUGUUAGAGACACAUUCCAACUAUAUAUGUUUGGUUGCCUAGAAUAAUCUG
Molecule: messenger RNA, 1598 nt
Organism: Juglans microcarpa x Juglans regia
Lineage: Eukaryota; Viridiplantae; Streptophyta; Magnoliopsida; Fagales; Juglandaceae
Product: xanthotoxin 5-hydroxylase CYP82C4-like
Exons: 2
Coding region: 1-1554 (517 amino acids)
Biological process (GO): defense response to other organism
Molecular function (GO): heme binding; iron ion binding; monooxygenase activity
Source: RefSeq, a predicted model, not a curated record